AUGAAUUUAAUUCUUUCGGUCCUUUAUUUUUUUUUUUUUUUUUUGUCGGAUACGUGUGUUAUCUAAUUUUAGAUUUUUCAAAUUAAUUCCUUUUAUUAUUGACUUUCUCGUUUGAUACAUCUUGCCAAUUUGAAGAGAUUUCUGGAAAAGAUUAACAUCUUUUUUCGUGUCAAUAUUAAAAAUUUUUUACAAUAAAAAAUUUCGCUAUUUAUUGCCACUUAUUUUAAUUGUAAAAAUAUGGAAGAAUUCGGAAUGACCGAAUGGCGUCUAAAGUUUCGAACAGUGAAUCACAUUUGCAGGCGAGCUUGUGCCUGGUUUAGAAAAAUCAAUAGAGAGAGAAAGAGAGAGAGAGAGAGGGAGCCAGGAUAAAACACGGAAAAUAAAAGAAAAGGAAGAAACCAAAAGACAUACGUUACAUUCAGGCAACAACAAUGCAAUAGAUAGUUAUUGAAAAUUCCUAAAUCUUUUGAGAAUUUCGUUAAAACUUUGUACGAAACUCUGGCCCGAUUUUUCAAAAAUAGGGCGUCAACUUCGAGCCAACGAUUGUUCGUUAAAACGGACGUUAAGGCGAUAUGUCAUAUAUACAUAUAUAUAUAUUUAAUACGUAAUGUACACACGAGCUACUAUUAUAAGUUAAGUAUGUAUAUUGUGGUAAAAAGAACAAUGAAAUAUUCUAAAACAGACCUAUUUCGAAGAAGUAAUAUGCUCAACAAAAAAAAAAAAAAAAAAUAA
Molecule: messenger RNA, 732 nt
Organism: Heterotrigona itama
Lineage: Eukaryota; Metazoa; Arthropoda; Insecta; Hymenoptera; Apidae
Source: the annotation of a GenBank genome assembly